Messenger RNA from Oncorhynchus kisutch (coho salmon), 4340 nucleotides. Its product is annotated as neurofibromin-like. Lineage: Eukaryota; Metazoa; Chordata; Actinopteri; Salmoniformes; Salmonidae. The coding region runs from base 243 to 4031 and encodes 1262 amino acids. The record is from RefSeq and is a predicted model, not a curated record. Gene Ontology annotation, biological process: regulation of GTPase activity. The transcript is spliced from 27 exons.
CAACAAGCGACGCACGGGUAUCUUUGCUCUGCAAUCUCCUAUCCCCAUCGGUUUCACUGGGAAGACUUCCGGUGGUGUGUCAUGGCGGCAUGGUGAAGCUUGCUCAAAGGGAACAAUAACCAAGCCGUACUGUCAUCUUCAGACGCCGGUUUUGGGACUUAUUUCAGGCCUAACAUCGCCACGAACGUCCACAUUCGUCUUGGAAUUGCAAGCAGUCAUUCGCGGUUUCCAUCCGCACGGCCAUGGCGGCACAUAAACCAGUGGAAUGGGUUCAGGCGGUGAUAAACAGAUUCGACGAGCAGCUUCCUGUUAAAACGGGACAUCAGAACAACCACACCAAAGUCAGCACAGAGCACAACAAGGAAUGUCUCAUCAACAUCUCUAAGUACAAGUUCUCCCACGUCAUCAGUGGCCUCACAAACAUACUAAAAAAUGUGAACAACAUGCGGAUAUUCGGGGAAGCUGCUGAGAAGAACCUCUACCUCUCCCAGCUGAUUAUCCUGGACACACUGGAGAAGUGCCUGGCAUCGCAAUCAAAGGACUGCCUGCGUCUGGACGAGACCAUGCUGGUGAAGCAGCUGCUGCCAGAGAUCUGUCACUUCAUCCACACGUACCGUGAGGGCCACCAGCACGCUGCUGAGCUCCGUGCCUCCGCCUCAGGGGUCCUCUUCUCCCUCAGCUGCAACAACUUCAACGCUGUUUUCAGCCGCAUCUCCACCAGGUUGCAGGAGCUGACAGUCUGCUCAGAAGACACUGUGGAUGUGCACGAUAUAGAGCUCAUGCAGUACAUCAACGUGGACUGCUCCAAACUUAAAAGACUGCUCCAAGAAACGGUAUUAAAAUUCAAAGCCCUGAAGAAACCUGCCCAACAUGCCGUCAUUAACAGUUUGGAAAAGGCCUUUUGGAACUGGGUAGAGAACUACCCUGAUGAGUUUACCAUGCUCUACCAGAGACCACAGACAGACAUGGCAGAUGCUGCGGAGAGGCUGUUUGACCUGGUGGACAGCUUUGCUGAGAGUGCCAAGAGGAAGGCAGCGGUGUGGCCUUUACAGAUCAUUCUCCUCAUCCUCUGUCCCGAGAUCACACACAUCAUCUCUCGAGAGGUGGUGGAGGAGAGCAAGGCCAACAAGAAGCUGUUCCUGGAGAGCUUGAGGAAGGCUCUAGCAGGCCAGGGGGGCAGCAAGCAACUAACAGAGAGUGCAGCCAUCGCCUGUGUCAAACUGUGCAAGGCCUCCACCUACAUCAACCGGGAGGACCACUCGGGCAUCUUCCUCCUGGUGCAGUCCAUCGUGGUGGACCUCAAGGCCCUGCUCUUCAACCCCACCAAGCCCUUCUCUCGCGGGGCAGGCAGCCAGAACGCAGACGUGGACCUCAUGAUCGACUGCUUCGUCUCCUGUUUCCGUAUCAACCCUCACAACAAUCAGCACUUUAAGGUCUGUUUGGCCUCCGCCUCCCCCUCUACCUUUCACUUUGUCCUGGUCAACUCCCUGCACAGAAUCAUCACCAAUUCUGAUCUGGACUGGUGGCCUAAGAUUGAUGCAGUGUACUGCUACUCUGGAGAGCUGCGACUAAUGUUCUCAGACACUCUGAGCCGAGUGAUGCAAGGCCUUCACACACAUGCCCCACUACGCAUGACGCCGAGUCUGUCAUUUAAAGAGAAAAUGACCACCAGCCUUAAGUUCAAAGAGAAAACCACAGACCUGGAUACACGCAGCUACAAGUGCCUCCUCCUCGCUCUGGUCAAACUCAUCCACGCUGACCCCAAACUCAUGCUGCACAACCCAGGGAAGCAGGCUCAGGAGACUCAGAGCAGCACAGCAGAGCUGAUUGCAGGCCUGGUGCAGCUGGUGCCCUUGGUCAAUACAGCCCAGCUUUCCCAGGAGGCCAUGGAGGCUCUGCUGGUGCUGCACCUGCCUGAGACCAUUGAGCUGUGGAACCCUCAGGCCCCCAUUGAAACCUUCUGGGACAUCAGCUCCCUGGUUCUCUUCCUGAUCUGCAAGAAGCUGAUUGGUCACCAGAUGGUGAACAGUACAGAGGUGUUGAAGUGGCUGAGGGAGAUCCUUAUCUGCAGGAACAAGUUCCUCCUAAAUAACAAGGAGUGUGCCACGCAGGGCAGUGGAAUCCCCAUCUGCAGACAGGCCCAGACCAAACUGGAGGUGUGUCUAUACAUGUUUCUGUGGAGCCCUGACACCGAGGCCGUGCUGGUGGCCAUGUCCUGCUUCAGACACCUGUGUGAGGAGGCUGACAUCCGCUGUUCCGCUGACGAGGUGCUCGUCCAGAACAUCCUGCCCAACUACGCCACCUUCACAGAGUUUGCCUCCGUCAGCAACAUAAUGGCCACCGGACGUUCCACCCUGCAGAAGAGAGUGAUGGCCUUGUUGAGAAGGAUAGAGCACCCCACUGCAGGAAACACUGAGGCAUGGGAGGACACGCAUGCAAAAUGGGAGCAGGACACCAAACAGAUUCUGAACUUUCCCAAAAACAAGGUGGAGGAUGGUCAGGAGUGGAUCAACAUGACAGGCUUCCUGUGUGCUCUGGGUGGGGUGUGUCUGUCCCAGCACAGCAAGCCCUGUGGCCCCACCACCUACAGCCCCCCUAUGGGCCCCAUGAGCGAACGCAAGUACUCUAUGGUCUCUGUGAGUGUCUGUGAGGUCUCCAACGCUGCAGCUGGAGCCUCAGCCACCUGCUCCUCCUCUUCCUCCACUGAAACCCCCCUGGGCAGGUUCCUGGACCGCCUGCUGGUCCUGCUGGUAUGUGGUCAUGAGAGGGUGGGUCUACACGUCCGCACCAACGUCAAGGAGCUGCUGGGGCUGGAGCUCAGCCCGGUCCUGUACCACAUGCUCUUCAACAAGCUAAGGAACAGCAUCGGACGCUUCUUCGACACACGGGCGCAGGUCCCCAUCAAUGACACUAACACACAGUUUGUGGCGCAGACCAUUGCCAUCAUGAAGAACCUACUGGAUAACCAUGCUGAGGGCAGCUCAGAGCACCUUGGACAGGCCAGCAUAGAGACCAUGAUGCUCAACCUGGUCAGGUACGUGCGUGUCUUAGGCAACACGUUGCAUGCCAUCCAGAUGAAAACCAAGCUGUGCCAGCUGGUGGAGGUGAUGAUGGAGAGACGAGACGACCUGUCCUUCUGCCAGGAGAUGAAGUUCAGGAACAAGAUGGUGGAGUACCUGACAGACUGGGUGAUGGGCACCUCCAACCAGGCUGCUGAUGACGAUAUCAAGUGUCUGACCAGAGACCUGGACCAGGCCAGUAUGGAGGCGGUGGUGUCUUUGUUAGCUGGCCUGCCUCUUCAGCCAGAGGAGGGAGACGGGGUGGAGCUGAUGGAGGCCAAGUCCCAGCUCUUCCUCAAGUACUUUACCCUGUUCAUGAACCUGCUGAAUGACUGCAGUGAGGUGGAGGAUGAUGGCCAGCCGGUGGUUGGGAGGAAGAGGGGCAUGUCUCGACGCCUGGCCUCCCUCAGACACUGUACUGUCCUGGCCAUGUCCAACCUCCUCAACGCCAACGUGGACAGCGGACUCAUGCACUCUAUCGGUUUGGGCUACCAUAAGGACCUGCAGACACGAGCCACCUUCAUGGAGGUUCUGACUAAGAUCCUCCAGCAGGGGACAGAGUUUGACACUCUGGCAGAGACGGUGCUGGCAGACCGCUUUGAAAGGCUGGUGGAGCUGGUCACCAUGAUGGGAGACCAGGGAGAGCUGCCCAUCGCCAUGGCACUGGCCAAUGUGGUGCCAGGAUCCCAAUGGGACGAGCUGGCCCGUGUGUUGGUGACACUGUUUGACUCUCGCCACCUGCUGUAUCAGCUGCUGUGGAAUAUGUUCUCCAAGGAGGUAGAGCUGGCUGACUCCAUGCAGACUCUCUUCAGAGGCAACAGUCUGGCCAGUAAAAUCAUGACCUUCUGUUUCAAGGUUUACGGGGCGGCGUACCUACAGAAGCUCCUGGAGCCUCUACUUAAAGGGGUCGUCACCACCCCAGAGUGGCACAACAUCAGCUUUGAGGUGGACACAACCAGGUCGGAACAUUAACCGGAAGCAUUCCACCAGUUAGACUGUGGUAGCCUGGUGUGGUGGUAAAGGAUAGCAUGUCGAUUUGAGCAAUUUUGGGGGGUAACCUUUUUAAAUGGAAGUUACCAAGGCAGUGAAGCCGCUCAACAACUACAUCUUACCAGUCAUCCAACAGACUCCCAUUCAGAGCGACACACAGAAGCCUCCAUGGUCAAAUCCCUGCUCAAGGGCACGUUGACAGAUCUCCCACCAGGCCAAAAAAACGUGAAGCCCAACCCCCGAAGGUUCCCCAAUAGCUGUCCCUCAACCACUCGAUACCCCUCCCACAGA